AAGGUGUCAACUUUCCAGCCACGACCACUGACAGACUUGUGGUAUACAGAGACCACACAACUGGCAUCCUCAUGUGUGGCGGGAGGAUACAGGCCUUCAAAGAAGACCAUAAAGCUGUUCCUCUGCUACCGUACCAAGCCUGGGUCUCCACUCUUCUAGCCCGCGAAGCACACAGUGAGGGGCAUGAUGGAGUGGCAGGAACUCUGCUACGAAUGAGGAAGAGAGCCUGGGUGAUUAGAGGAAGACUUCUGGCCCAAAAAGCUGUCGAUGACUGCAUGGUCUGCAGGAAAGAAAGAGCGAAGACCUGUCAACAAAUCAUGGGUGACUUACCUGAAGAACGUGUGAAUCCAGCUCCUCCUUUCCAAUUCACAUCCAUCGACCUGUUCGGCCCGUAUCAAGUAAAGGAUGAUGUCAAAAGAAGAGCGAACAUGAAGGUCUGGGGAGUUCUUUUUUGCUGCAUGUCCAGCAGAGCAGUCCACCUAGAACUCUCAAACACACUGUCAACAGAGAGCUUCCUGUUUGCAUAUCAAAGAUUCACCUCCAUCCGUGGCCAUCCACAGAAAAUCUGGUCCGAUCCUGGGACGAACUUUGUAGGGGCGAAACCGGUCCUACAAGACAUGUAUGCUUACCUGAACCAACAUAAUCCAGAAGCCUUGGAGGAGUAUGCUGCCAAGAGCGGAACCUGCUGGAUGUGGAAAAUCCUGCCAGCUGAUUCACCCCACCGAAAUGGCGCUGCUGAAGCUGCAGUCAAGGUCGUCAAAAGAGCUCUACAAAGUCUUGGCGGAGGAAGUGGCCUUACCUUCAGUGAGUUCCUGACUGUGCUGAAGUUGGCUGCCAACCUUGCCAACGAAAGGCCCAUUGACGCCAGAGUACAGAGUGGUGAGGACAGCAUCAGCUACAUCACCCCAAACUCACUGCUGCUUGGCCGAGCCACACAGACGGGAGACUUCAAAGCAGUCGAUUACACCACCUACCCCUUCAAAAGGCUUCAAGAGAUGCAGUCUCAGGUCAGCCACUUCUGGAGAUCGUGGAGUCAGCUUGCCGGCCCAAACUUGUUCAUCCGCAGUAAGUGGCAUACUGCAAAAAGAAAUGUUGCUGUCGGAGAUGUGGUUUGGCUCUGCGACCAGAAUGCACUACGGGGGCAGUACAAGCUGGCAAGAGUAACCAACGUGAAUGCAGACCCCAAGGGCAUUGUCCGGGACGCUUAUGUGAAAGUCCCAGCAAGUGGAUGUGCCCAAGACAAAGCAAGACCCAAGGCAAGGCAAACCAAGAAGUCCUGGGACGCGCAGGGCACCACACUACACCGGGAUGUGCGACGCCUUGUUGUCCUCCUCCCAGUGGAAGAACAGGUCACAACUCAGCUCGCCUGAUGAGGGCGAUCUUUCCGUGAUGUCUCACAGCAAGACCGAGUGGGAGGUGUUGCGUCAGGCGGAGCCUGGGCACGGGCCCGCUUGAUUGACAGCCGUCUGCACCGCUCCUAACUGCGCUGAGUAGCGUGGUGCCAUGCUGCAGGCUCCAGGUGUAGGUUUUUCACCUGUACCUGUACCUGUACCUGUACCUGUACCUGUACCUGUAAAUCCAAUCUGCACUGCAAACCCUGUUGAAACCCUGAUCCAUUGAAACUCACUUCAAAGAACAAUCCACCGAAAAUCAAUAAAACAAAACCAACGAGUGGAAUCUUGUGUCCGAUUCAGUCCUUCCUAUUUCAAGUGUGGGAAACCCAAUGCUGGGAACUUGACAGUGUCAUAAUAAAUAUAGCCCAGGCAAUGUCACCUGCCAUGACCAUAGCGGAAUGUCACUGAAUGCCAUCAGGCAUAAAACGUUUAUGACAUUGACGUUAUGAUUAUAACACGUCCAUGACUACAUCACAAUACAGUUAUGACGCUGUCA
Molecule: messenger RNA, 1890 nt
Organism: Engraulis encrasicolus (European anchovy)
Lineage: Eukaryota; Metazoa; Chordata; Actinopteri; Clupeiformes; Engraulidae
Exons: 2
Coding region: 72-1370 (432 amino acids)
Biological process (GO): DNA integration
Molecular function (GO): nucleic acid binding
Source: RefSeq, a predicted model, not a curated record